CAGCCGGGCUGGCCGGGCGGGGAGCGGAGCCAUGGACAAGCUGAAGCGGGUGCUGAGCGGCCGCGACGCGGAGGAGCCGAGCGGCCUGGCCGAGGUUAUUGAUUCAACUUCUUUAGGUUGGGGCACCCGCGUGAAAGGCUUCGUUGCGUGUUUUGCUAUAGGAUGCCUGUGCUCGAUCUUGGGUAGUUGUCUGCUAUGGAUACCAAAGAAAGGGCUGAUUCUCUUUGCAGUGUUUUAUACUCUGGGGAAUAUUGCGUCUAUUGGGAGCACUCUUUUUCUGAUGGGACCAAUGAAACAAUUAAAAAGGAUGUUUGAGCCUACACGUUUGAUUGCUACUACUGUUAUGCUAUUGUGCCUCGUACUAACACUAUGUUCUGCUUUCUGGUGGCGCAAGGCAGGACUCGCGCUUCUUUUCUGCAUCUUACAGUUCUUUGCCAUGGCAUGGUACAGCAUUUCCUUCAUACCAUAUGCAAGGGAUGCUGUGAAGAAAUGUGUUUCGGUCUGUCUGUCCUAAUGGGAAUACCAGACGCUUCACGAAGUUCUAGGAAGUGCUAGGUAGAACUAUGUUAAGAUCACCAUGUUGUGUAGUUUCCUACUUCUUAAGCACAUGCCUUUCAGCUUGUUGUUAGAAGCUCCUUGUGCUACAUCCAGUGUAUGCAGUUGCUUGAGUUUGUAAGCAAUGGUGUCUUGAUCACAGGGUGCUUGUGAUCAAUUGAAAUUCAGUCUGGCAGAAGAACUGGGCAGAAAUCCAAAAUUUGCUAUGAUAAUUCUUAAGUAAAUUCAUGUAUUUGGUUUUGCAAAUAUUUCGAAGUAAUACAUGAAGUCUGUAAAAUGAAGACCUUGGCUCUGUUGGGACUAUGGCAGUCUAGAUGAUUUAUUUUUCAAGAAAAAGAAAUCAUUUGCAAAUUGAUUUCUUACUGACAACUUGGGUUUUUUUUUAAAUAGCCUUACGUUGCUUAAUCUUUGCGCUGUUUGCCUUGGAUAAUGGAAUAUUGGUAUUCUUUCUUUUCCUGUCUCCCUGGCAAAAUGUUAGGUUUAUGAGACUUCUAAAAGAUUUAAUUAUAAAGUCAGAGACUGUUUGGGACUAACCAUGAAAUGUUUGCAUCUUUAAUGAAGUAUUUAAUUUUCAGUCUAUAUUGAUGGUGUUUCCUUAAAAUAUGUGAAAGGGAUAUUUUCAUCUGUAAAAACUUGUUCCUGUAGGAAACGCCCUUGUAAAAUAAGGUUAAUUGAUUUUUUCAGCUGCCAGGAACCUGAGUUCUUUGCCUUGCUUACAGCUAAAUGUAAGCAGUCUGUACAGUACAGUAUGUACAGUAUGUACAAAUUAGGAAGCUGAAAUUUUUCACACAAAGCUGAAGGUGCUUCUCUUCCCCCUCAGCUGUAGCAUAGAAGCAGUGCAAAGCUGAGGGCAUGGUAGGCAAACAAAGAGAGAUUUUAUUUAUGUCCUUCCUCAAAGGACAAACUGUGAUAAGGUGGAUGUGGGCUGUUGGUUAAGCAACUUGGGCAAGGGAGAAUGCAUUUUUUUCUGAAAUGUAAAUAGAUUAAAACUCCAACAUUUCUUUUUUUGUAAGUGGGAUCAGUUUCUUCUAAAACUCUGGCACACACUAGUGAACUUCCUCUGCUUUGAGGAGAAAGUAUGAUUUUCUACUGCCUGUCUUAGCAAAGAAAGUGUGCAACAAUCUAGCUGCUAGUUCCUAACAAAUGCUGAGCAGUCAGUAUCCAAAUUCCAAGGCCACUCUCUUUAUCUUCUGAGCUACAUAUAAUCAUUUACUCCCAAACCAUUGCAGUGGUCAGUUGUUUAAUAUCUGAGCACAAAUUCCUGCUUCUCCUCUGUGAGGUACUGUUUAACUGCUUUCACCUUUCCUCUGACCAAACUGUCUUCCUGAAGUCAGUGUGUAAGAUUAUGAUUAUCCAGUGGACUCCGAUAGGAACUGAAGCCUCUCUUGCUCCAUCUGCCCAGAGUUUAGCCAUUUGAAAGCAUCAUGUUUGCAUGGCAAGUAUGUUCCUGACUUGUACCACAAAGAUUUUAGUGUAGGAAAAACCUAGAUCUACUUGGCAAUGAAUAAUAACCCCACAGUGAAGGCAGAUAUUCUGUGGCUUUCAGAAAGUCACUAAAAUCUGAGUUAAUCCAAAAUCUUAAAUUUAAUUGUCCUUCUAAUAAUCUAUAAAGCACAGUAUCAUCCAGCUGUUAGGAUUCUCUAAAAAAAAUAAAGGAUUCCCUUUUGCAGAUAGUAUGAAAGGGAAAUUUUAGCAACCUUUCUGUGAAUUCCAGCUGGCCAGAAUUACUGUUACAAAGAGAUUUGAAUGGAAAAUGCCACCUUGAAAACAUGGCACUGAUGUUGGGAUAAAUUAGUUAUACAGGUUCAAGUGCUAUAUCCUAGUGCUUUUCUUCUCCUCCAGGACUUGGAAGUUAGUGUUGAAAUAACUAGGUUGACUAUUACUCUUCUUGAAAAGUAGAACUGGUUAAUUGCACAAGGGAGACUGGGAAUUAAAGAAAACUGAUACUUCUUUUCCCUGACUAAUCUCAGACAAGUAUCUAAACUGAUGUGUUUUGUCACAGAGUAAGUUCAAAACCUAUUUACAUCUGUCAAAGCACAUGUGUUAGUCUUUUCUUAGAACUUUGAUAAUGUUUACAGAAUUCCUGC
Molecule: messenger RNA, 2642 nt
Organism: Pipra filicauda (Wire-tailed manakin)
Lineage: Eukaryota; Metazoa; Chordata; Aves; Passeriformes; Pipridae
Gene: SFT2D2
Product: SFT2 domain containing 2
Exons: 8
Coding region: 32-514 (160 amino acids)
Biological process (GO): vesicle-mediated transport
Cellular component (GO): membrane
Source: RefSeq, a predicted model, not a curated record